AUGUUGCCGAUUUGCCCCAAGGUGAACCACCUGCUCUACACGAUAGCCAAGUGCUUGCCGGUCAUCUGCGAGGCGCAGAAGUGCACCUGCUUCCUCGUGGACGACGACAAGGACCAGCUGUGGGUAGUCCAGGGGGAGGUCAACAUGAGGGUGCCCAAGAACAAGGGUAUCGCGGGCGCGGUCGCCACCUCGGGGCACGCGGAGAACAUUUCCGACGUGUAUGCCGAUCCGCGUUUCAACAAGGAGGUGGACUUGGAAACGGGGUUCCAGACGCACUCCAUCCUCGCCAUGCCCGUAAGGGGAGGGGAGGAAAACAAGGUGAUUGCAGUGGUGCAGUUGAUCAACAAGCAGGGGAGGAUGCAUGAAAGCGGCCGUCGCGACUCUUGCACCGGCAUGCACUUCACUCCUCAAGAUAUGGCCAUCAUCGGAGCCUUCCUGUCUCUGCUCGGCCCCCGCAUCUUCGAGUCCAGCAUGCUGCAGCCGAAGCGCAAAAUGCACAUCAAGGUGUGUUGCUUUUUGUUGUAAAGAGUGUGAAAUGUAUGUCCCCCUCCUCGCCUGUCCUCAAGUUAGCAUCCAAUCAGGUACCGAGGAAAUUACUCCGAUCCCAUAUGUAUGCCGACUCCCGCUCAAAUGUUAUCCUCUCCAUUCUCAGUACGUGCCACCGAUGUUCAAGGUUGACAGCGAUUGGUUUAAUUCCAUCGCCGUACCCGCAGCUUGUUGUUUGUAACCACCUGUGAAGGGGCAGAAAACUGCGGAUUCAUUGUGUGGGGGGCGCUCAUUAGCAAAAUUACCAUUAUGUGUUACUGUGGAGAACACCUUCAUAAAGGUUGAAACUCCCCAACGUCAGUCGGGGACGAAACCCCUUUUCCACAAUGGCGUCGACGAAGAGAUGUCAGGUGUCUGCUUUUGGCUGCAAAGGACACGGGUCUAAAACCCGCUGCUCACCUAAUUUUCUUCCGGAGUACGGAAAAAGAAAAACGGUGGGUGGGCCAAGAAACGAUGCACUGUCUAUCGAACUCGAAACUUCUGGCAAUGCGUGGCGGAAGCGGCGCACCCGCACACCCGCACAGAAGAUUGUUGGAAAAAUUGGGGGUUCUACUCGCCGCCAGCCGGUCGGGUUCCGGUUACCCCAAGAAGACUUCUCUUGCCUAGCAAACAAGAAGAAGCCUCGAAAAAGGGGGGGGUAAUGUGGAGAACACCUUCA
Ectocarpus sp. CCAP 1310/34 is the source of this 1204-nucleotide messenger RNA. Lineage: Eukaryota; Phaeophyceae; Ectocarpales; Ectocarpaceae. The record is from the annotation of a GenBank genome assembly.